AUUUUAGUAUUCUUACAAAAAGUGAUGCAUUAUUAAAAUAGAGUUAAUCUAUGCUAAAACUAAGACUAAAUAUGAAGGGUAUUCUCGAAUUAGUAUUAUAUGCUAGCAUAAUAUGGGUUUCAUUCAUAAAAUUCCAUAUGGAACAGCUUACGGCCCGAUUCCAAUUUUAAGAUACGUCAAAUUUUAGGUCUAGAUAGGAAUCGGAUAUGUCAAUGUCAAAAAAGACGUUUUUUUUGUAAGAAACUUCACUUUUGGCACCGACAUAUCCGAUCCAUAUCAUACCUAGACCUAAUGUGAUGAAUCUUAAAGUUUGAAUCAGGCCGUUAAUCCGCAAAAAGUACCUAAGUAGAGUCAGACCAAGACAAGUCUGCAACGAUUUUGUUAGCACACGCAGUGCAAGUGUUAUUUUAAACGUCAAACUUCUAUAACAUUAUGACGUAUAAAUAACACUUUUACUGCGUGUGGUAUCAAAAUCGUUGCAGACUUGUCUUUGUCUGACCUUACCUACAUACCCGUAAGAUUGAAAACGUCAUGUAGCUCACAGUAUGAAUAAUUGAAUUGAUGAUGUCAAUAUUAAGUCAUUCAAUGCUGUUUGACAUCUAAUCUGCAUUCUUUUUCGCUGACGUACAGAAAAAAGACGUUAUCACGGUACCAGAAUAUUAAGAACAUAAUUAAGUAGAUUCUAAUUAACUUCAUCUUACUAUUCCCAGUAUAAGUCAUUAACAAUAAAAAUAAUUAAGAAUAGUUCAUACUUCAAAUCAUAGAAAACUUCAAAUCUCUCUUUGCAAUCGCUUGAGUUUUAACUUCAAAUUAAUUACACAAGUUUGUUCAACAUUGCCUUUCGUUGACUGUUCUACCUUCGAACUCAAUUUUCUUUUAUUUUAGUUACUGACUUUACAGAAAUCCCGGUGACCUACCCAGACCUUGAUUUCUGGAUAAUACAAGCGGGCAAUGUUAACUUCUCAUGCUAAAUUCCAAAGCGAAAGCUUCCAAAAAUUUAUACGUUACGAGGGUUUCAUAGGACAAGUUUGUUUAAUACCUUUGCCACCGAGUAAAAGACAAAAAAAUCCACCAUGCCAAUUCAAUAAAAAUAUUAACUGUAAAACAUUAGAAAUCAAAUCCAUAAGAAAGUUUUAAGUAAGAAACAGACUAGUUAAAUGUCUAAUUAUAUUACGGCAAAAAAUAGAUGAAAACAAACGAAAACAUUAAAUCAAUAUCUAUUAACCUACUGACUGAGACACAAUAACACUAAAAAACGGUAACGCCAUUUCAAUUUUCUCAAACGGUUUGACCAACAUGACGACAACAAUCAGAUGGUCCGGAAACAUUUUUAUCAGAUCGUAUUGGCGCGGCGGUGCUCACCGGUGGCAUUUCCAAUUCCAAUAAGGCCGGUUGAAUCGUCUACAUUUUAUUCCUCUGGCCCAGACCAUCGUGGCAGUAUGCUACGCGCCGUGGCCUACGCUAGUCGCCUUAGAAAAACUUACGCUACGCUGACAGCUGUAGCCGCGCGGCGGGACUGAAAAUUUAAAAAUGGAAUAUUUUAAAUUUAACGAACUUUUUUAAAUCUUCAACAGUGGCUGUAAACUUUUAUAGUUAAUUUAUAAGUGAACGAAAUAUGUCAAAACGGACGUUAAGAGUGGUGACGCGAGUGGUUAAAAUAUAAUUUUUCAAAUGAACGGAAGUGUUGACCUCAAAUUUUAUGUAUGAUUUAUUCAAGACCUUGGACAAAUUUAAUUUUGCUCAUGGCAAUUAAAAUGGUGCUGUGUGGGGCAGGGGUGGCGGGCGACGUGUUGACGAACGCGAAUCGCGAGCGCCGGACGCCUCGACAGCAUCACCGCGCGCCUAUAGAAGAAGAGUGGAAAAGAUCGCAUUGGCGCGAGAUGCAUCAACUCUUGGUGUAUGAGGCCAGGAACCACAGCGACGGCGUGGACUGCUGCCCUACAGUGCACGAGAUGACCGCGCCUCAGGGCGGCCGCACCCUCAGCGGGCUCUUCGUGGAGCUCUACCGAGACGGCGAGAACAACAUGCAGCUCUACGAAAUCUCUUGCGCAGCGGGCGUCGUCGACAAGCCAUGCCGGUUCGUUGACGCCAGACUCUACAACCAGUCUCGGUGCGUCCAGAAAUACUCCUAUUCGUACGCUUUAGUGCGGCCUUACGGCCCUGACGCCGCUACGGAAAACCCGCAUCGCCACAGGAGGGAGCGACAAGGAAUGGCCUUCAAAAAAGACGGCGAAAUCACCGUCUCGGGUGGCUGGUCCAUGGACUACGUCCAAGUUCGCUCCGGUUGCGAAUGCCAAAUCAUCCCCACUCUUAAGCCGAGGAAAAAAAACCAGCACAAAAACAAAAUAGAACGGCGGGAGGGGAAAAAAACGAAAGAACUCGUGAGAGAAAGAAAGAAAUACAAGCAAGGCGACGAGACCUGAUUGUGGAACUCAGUGCUAGUGUAAUCCAGUGGGACUUUGAACAAAUUUACGAGGGUUUAUCUCGACUUAGUAUUACGGGAGUGUCUUCGUAUCUAGUUUUUGUGAUUUAGUCUACCGAUGGUGGGCCAAGGACAGUUUAGUUUUAAGUGAUUAACUAGAUGCGGAGACAUUUGAGCUAGAUUACAAGACGAUGUGACUCAGAUGUUCCAAAGCUAAAUACAUCACGAAAGUUGCGCUUGUGAUUAUGGAGGUAGCAAAUAAUUACUUGCGGGGGUCACUUUCACAGUUCGCAGUAGCAGUAAAUAUUAUGGCUACUGACGACCCAACUAACCACUACAGAAAAUUUAUAGUCUAGCUACUUAUCGCUAACUUCUUAGGCCCAGGAGCCAAUUGCAUACUCAAGUACUUACAUAGUUACAGAUAUUAGUAAGAAGUCUUUUAUCCAGCUUGUACUUCUUUACCCCUCUUUUAUAUGUCGCAGUACGAUCGAUAAAGCCGUUAUAUAGUUAUAACCCUAGGGACAUAAUUAUAUGUCGUAACAUAGUUAUACGAAAGCGAUUCAUUACUAUCUUACUAGGAAUAUAACUAUAAUACGUCUUUAGUUUAGUGAUAUAGUUAUAUUGCUGGAUUCAGUUGAGUGAAAUAAUUGUAGGUAGGAGUGCGGCGAUGCGGCGGAGGUAUAGUUAUAUCCCUAGGGAUAUAGUUAUAUGCCGUAUAAUACGCAUUAUAAUCAUAUUCCUAGUAAGAUAGUAAUAUUUUACUAGGAAUAUAACUAUUAUACGUUUCUAGUUCAGUAAUAUAGUUAUAUUACUGGAUUAUGUUCAGUAUUAUAAAUUUAUAAUUGUAGCAGUCUAGUGCGAGGGUGCGGCGGAGUCGGCGGCGGGGGCUUCCCCGCACGUCGCUCGCCAGUCGCUGCCACAAGCAGUCAUUCGGCAUCAGUUUUUCGACGUUCACGUCACGCCAGCUUUCGUGAAUCGACCUGUACUUUUACGUAAUAUUGCUAAAAAGUAUUACAACUAAUUGCAACCAACAAAGUUGAUUUUGCAAUAAAAAUAAAAACGAAUGUACUUACUGUUUUCUUUGAUUCCCUGGCAGAUUUAUAACCAUUUAACCACAUUAGUUUAGUCAAAUACUGUAUUAUAGUUAUAUUCCUAGUAAGAUAUUAGUAUCUUACUUGGAAUAUGAUUAUAAUACGGCAUAUAUAACUAUAUCCCUAGGGAUAUAACUAUACCUCCGCCGCACUCCUACCUACAAUGAUUUCACUAAACUUAAUCCAGUAAUAUUACUGGAUAUAGUUAUAUAACUAUCAGUUAUAUAACUAUAUCACUAAACUAAAGACGUAUUAUAGUUAUAUUCCUAGUAAGAUAAUAAUGAAUCGCUUUUUUUAAUGUUACGACAUAUAAUUAUAUCCCUAGGGUUAUAACUAUAUAACGGCUUUAUCUAUCGUACUGCGACAUAUAUAUCGGUUUUGUACAGGUUAUCAAUUCACAAGAGUUAGUUUUCUUCAAAUAAUUACCGUAUAAUGUCAUUUAGAACCUCAUGCUUACUUCUGCGGAGUUCUUUUUAAUCCUGAAAAAUGAAUUAUUAGUAAAAUAUGCACUGGAUUCUGUUUUAUUUCGUCUUGUAAGAGUACGUUAUGUUACCGAUGCGACAUGUCAGGUGUAAGCUUGGUUGUAAGAGCCUAUCGGUUGAUUGUAUCUAUUGUAUUUAUUUUCGGAAUUUCGUCUAUAUAGUUACGCUUCUUGUUAGUGUUGUAUAGUUGAUCUUGAAUGAAUAAAACGGGACGAUCUGCGGUGCCUUGUGGAACUGAUGUGCCUUAAAUACCAUUGUUAACUGUUAAUUGUUAAACAUACUUUGUUUAAUGUUUAGAGGACUUCAUUUGACAUAAAUUGUAAAUUCAGAUAGACAAUUUUUUUUACUAACAAAUUUUAUAAUAUGUAUUGUGGAAAUAUCACAAGUAGUGAAGAGAAUAAUUCAAACAAUACAGAAUUAAAAAAUACAUUUGAUAUUUCCGUAGAUGUUGCAAUUCAGUAUCAUGCUACUAUACAUCACUCGGCAGAUAUGUUCCAUUCAUUAUUACGCUCUCUUCCUCUUAAAAUUAAGAAUAUUUAUUCAAAGUUAACAUUUUAGAUUUUUGUUAUCAUUGUAGCGGUACUUACUACGCUAGGCAUAAGUGCGAGUCAAAGAUCUGUAUUAUUU
Molecule: messenger RNA, 4622 nt
Organism: Cydia pomonella (codling moth)
Lineage: Eukaryota; Metazoa; Arthropoda; Insecta; Lepidoptera; Tortricidae
Exons: 3
Coding region: 1704-2423 (239 amino acids)
Source: RefSeq, a predicted model, not a curated record